GUAGACCUCCAGAAGCGCACCUGAAUGGAGCGGUCAUUCAUUCGCCUCUAGAGUGCACUGUCCCGGUCAGACUCGUCUCAUUCGCCCCGUAGUAGAGCGCACAGUCCCGGCCUGUCCUGCAGAGUGCCUCGGUCUGGAGCUCCGUGCUUUGGCUCACACAUGUCCGACCCAACCUCUCCGCCCGCCCCGGGAGAUGUGCCCGGUGCAGAGGCCUUGUUCCGCGGGUACAAGCCGUUCAAGCCCGAGGAGCACGGCCUGGACCGCGGCUUUCGGCUCACCGCCUUCUCGGAGCUGAAGGGAUGAGGCUGCAAAGUCCCCCAGGAGGCUCUGCUCAAGCUCCUGGCGGGACUGGAGCCUCCUUCGGCCGGGGAGGGAGCGGGGAAGACCGGGGAGCAGGAGUUUGACGUGUCCGGGCCCAGACUGGGCGUUGGGAUGGACUGCUGUGUGAUCCCUCUUAGACAUGGAGGACUGUCUCUGGUCCAAACCACAGACUUCUUCUACCCCCUGGUGGAGGAUCCAUACAUGAUGGGUCGAAUUGCCUGUGCCAAUGUGCUGAGUGACCUGUACGCCAUGGGCAUCACCGAGUGUGACAACAUGCUAAUGCUGCUGAGUGUUAGCCAAAAGAUGAACGAAAAGGACCGGGAACGUGUGAUGCCGUUGAUGAUAGAGGGAUUUCGUGACGCAGCGGAGGAGGGCGGGACUUCUGUCACAGGGGGGCAGACAGUAGUAAACCCGUGGAUCAUUGUGGGAGGAGUGGCCUCUGUCGUCUGUCAGCCCAAUGAGUUCAUCAUGCCUGAUGGAGCCGUUCCAGGAGACGUUCUGGUCCUCACUAAACCUCUGGGGACUCAGGUGGCUGUGAACGCUCACCAGUGGCUCGAUCAGCCUGAACGAUGGAACAAGAUCAAACUGGUGGUGUCCAAAGAGGAGGUUAAGGAGGCGUAUCAGGAGGCCAUGUUUUCUAUGGCCACUUUAAACCGCACAGCGGCCGGUCUGAUGCAUAAGUUCCAAGCGCACGCGGCCACAGACGUCACGGGCUUCGGGCUCCUGGGUCACGCCAAUAACCUCGCCGCUCAACAGAAGAACGACGUUGCCUUCGUCAUCCACAACUUGCCCAUCAUUGCCAAGAUGGCCGCCGUCAGCAAGGCCUGUGGAAAGCUGUUCAACCUGAUCCAGGGCACCUCCGCAGAGACCUCGGGGGGUCUGCUGAUGUGCCUGCCUCGGGAGCAAGCCGCCAAGUUCUGCUCUGAGAUGAAGAGCCAGCGUGCGGCCACCGGGGGGCAAGGCGGAGCGUGGAUCAUUGGCAUAGUAGAGAAAGGAGACAGACGAGCAAGAAUCAUCGACAAACCGCGAAUCAUUGAAGUGCCGCCACGAGGGAGGGAGGCCACCAGCCCGGCAACCAGCCCGGCAACCAGCCCUAACCUUGCAUAAAGGGUGCACAGCCAGUCCCAAGCUAUUGUAAAGAACCAACAACUGUGGUGUGACAAAUUGCAACAGAGAGGGCAUCUGGCUUAAAAGUCAGUCCUAUCCCCAUCCUAAUUAAAGAAAAGGAAGAGAUAUUUUUCACAUGUUGCUAAAAGCUAAUUUAACAAAUGAAUAAUAUAAGACAUUCCAAGAUGACUAUUGCCAAAUAAAAUAAAAAAUAAAAAAUAAAAUUUUAAAAAUACAAAAAAAAAAAAAAAAAAGUAUCACAAUUGUUUAAAACUGGACUUGAAUUCAAAAUAUUAAUAAUAAUAUCAAUUGUUUUUCUUGUUUCAGAUGCAUUUACUUGCAACACCCAGAUUUCUUACUUGUUUAGCUUGAAUUACAAAAACAUUUAUAAAGUAAAUACAUUAAAAUAAUAAGACUUAAAGAGGUGGUAUUAUGCAAACUCGCUCUCAUUUUAUAACUUUGUCUCCUCAUCAAAUCCAAAUCAAACGUCUGAAGAGGAUUUAGAUGUCAUCCAUGCAUGUUUGAGUAAUCUAGAGAUCUCUCCUGCCCAACUGUACACAGCAACUUCACAAACAUAUAUAUAUAUAUAUAUAUAUAUAUAUAUAUAAGUUGAUUUUGAUGUGUUAGCAAUUAAUACCCCAUAGAAGUACAGUACCCCCUAUUUAAUAUUCUGAAUUCAAGUCAUUUUAACUUUUUGCAGGUUUCAGAACAUUUGCCAUAUAAAGCUUACCCAGCUUUUGGUGAUGAAAAUGAACAAAACAUGUCUUAAAACAUGAAUGAUGGAAAUGGCUUGUUGUAAAAUAAAAAGUAAAAUUAAAUUUGUCUGAUCUCGUCCACAGCCAGAGAAGGAAUGAGCAGCUUUCUCUUGAGUUGUGAGGGUCAGAUGUUGAUUUUUCAGACUGUUAGAUUUGAAAUGCAUUGUCCUCUCCUUUAAACUCCCAUGAUGCUUGGCUCUUCACCCCCAGACUGUGGGAGGAGCUACAGCGGAUGUCCUGGUUUGAAAAGGAACUGGACUUUUUGUGUUAAAAAUCUCAGACUGGUUUUGUAGCCUCCUGCUUUUUACAAUCAAUAAAGUUAUCGCAUUUGAA
This is a messenger RNA of Periophthalmus magnuspinnatus, 2516 nucleotides long. Its product is annotated as selenide, water dikinase 3-like. The record is from RefSeq and is a predicted model, not a curated record. Gene Ontology annotation, molecular function: selenide, water dikinase activity; ATP binding. The transcript is spliced from 8 exons. Gene Ontology annotation, cellular component: cytoplasm. Gene Ontology annotation, biological process: L-selenocysteine biosynthetic process. The coding region runs from base 433 to 1428 and encodes 331 amino acids. Lineage: Eukaryota; Metazoa; Chordata; Actinopteri; Gobiiformes; Gobiidae.